Molecule: messenger RNA, 1608 nt
Organism: Lodderomyces oxycetoniae
Lineage: Eukaryota; Fungi; Ascomycota; Pichiomycetes; Serinales; Debaryomycetaceae
Exons: 1
Coding region: 1-1608 (535 amino acids)
Biological process (GO): maturation of SSU-rRNA from tricistronic rRNA transcript (SSU-rRNA, 5.8S rRNA, LSU-rRNA)
Cellular component (GO): nucleolus; 90S preribosome; small-subunit processome
Molecular function (GO): protein binding
Source: RefSeq, a predicted model, not a curated record
AUGGCGAACAUAUAUAAAGAUCCUGGCUCAAGCUCUGUUAGGAACGGCAAAAAGGUCAAUGCCGGCCCAUCACAACCACCACAGAAGAAGAAGAAGAAUUUUUCCAAAGACAAAAAACUCAAUUCCAAGCUACAGAAAAUCGAUAGGGAAUAUAAAGAUGCUUUACUAUCGGCCGCUGGAACUGACUACCUCUUACCAGAAGAGGUUGGAUUCUUAGAGGCAGAGGGCCCCAUGGAGAAAACAUUCAAGUUUAAACAAGAUGACAUUGCUCAGGCGGUGGAUUUGAACACAGCAAUAAAAAAGUUUGAUUUAAAACUAAAUGAAUUUGGUCCUUACCAGUUUGACUUUUCGAGAAAUGGUCGAAACUUGCUAAUAGGGGGAAGGAAGGGCCAUGUAGCGGCCAUAGAUUGGAGAACUGGGGGUCUAAGUUCAGAAUUGUAUCUCAAUGAAACCGUGCAUGCAGUAAAGUACUUGCACAAUGAACAGUAUUUUGCCGUGGCACAAAAAAAAUAUACAUUCAUAUAUGAUAAAGAAGGAAUAGAGCUCCAUAGGUUGAAGCAGCAUGUGGAAUCUACUUUACUCGAUUACUUGCCAUAUCAUUUUUUGUUGGUUGGUGCUGGUCACACUGGAUUCUUGAAGUACCACGAUGUGUCCACGGGUACUUUGGUGAGUGAAAUACGAACUAAAUUGGGUCCUACUUUGGCCAUGAAACAAAAUCCGUGGAAUGCAGUGAUGCAUCUAGGCCAUGGGAAUGGUCAGGUAACUUUGUGGGCGCCAAAUCAACCAGAACCAUUGGUAAAGCUUCAGUCGGCUCGUGGUCCAAUACGGGAUUUGGCUAUAGACAGGGAAGGCAAGUACAUGGUUGUGAGCGGGGCUGACAAAAGUAUGAAAAUCUGGGAUUUACGAAAAUUCAAAGAGUUGGAUCAAUAUUAUACACAAUCGCCAGCAUCUUCUUUGGAUAUCUCAGACACUGGUCUCCUAGCGGUAGGUUGGGGCUCGCACGUCACCGUGUGGAAAGAUGCACUUGGAAAAAGCGGCCGUCAGCUGGAGCCGUAUAUGAACCAUUUAUUACCCGGAUCUCAAGUAUGCAAAGUUAGAUUUGCUCCUUUUGAAGAUAUAUUGGGGGUUGGACAUCAAUCAGGUUACAGCUCACUAAUUGUUCCCGGUGCUGGAGAAGCCAAUUAUGACGCUUUGGAGUUGAAUCCAUACGAAACUGUGAAGCAGAGGCAGCAACAGGAGGUACGUUCCUUGCUCAACAAGCUACCUGCUGAUUCCAUCUCUAUUGAUCCAAAUAUGAUAGGAAGUGUUGACAAACGGGCAAAAUCAGUACGACUAAAACCGGGAGAAAUCAAUGAAUUGGAUGGCAGUAUUAGCGGCAGUGGUGAUGGAGCCUCGAAAAUGGAAAUCAAACCAGAAGUCAAGGGAAAGAACUCGUCUCUUAGAAGGCACUUGAGAAAGAAAAGAGAAAAUAUUAUUGAUCAAAGGAAGUUGAAAGUGGAGAAGAAUUUGAGAUACGAAAAGGAAAAAAGAGCGAGACUUCAUAAGUUGUCUGCGGGUGACGAUGGUGACAAAGAUCUAUUGAAUUCUGCCCUAGCUAGAUUUAAGUAA